Cygnus atratus (black swan) is the source of this 2889-nucleotide messenger RNA. It is a transcript of the gene SHLD1, whose product is annotated as shieldin complex subunit 1. The coding region runs from base 68 to 757 and encodes 229 amino acids. The record is from RefSeq and is a predicted model, not a curated record. NCBI's taxonomy places the organism in Eukaryota, Metazoa, Chordata, Aves, Anseriformes, Anatidae. The transcript is spliced from 3 exons. Gene Ontology annotation, biological process: regulation of double-strand break repair via nonhomologous end joining.
GGAUGCCUUUGUUUCCUGUGCGUGAGCAGAGCUUGCGGCGGAUCCAGCGCCUGGAGCCUUGCAGGGGAUGCUCUGUGACAAGGUUUCAGCAAGCCUUUCUGCUGGGAGUAAGGCUGUGACAGCGCGAGGAACCAAAAUGGGAAAGGAGAUGGUGUGCCAAGGAGCACCCUUUGGUUUCUGCUUCUUCUCGAGGUUGGACUAUAACUGUGGAUCCGUGUGCUGCUCAGUGUUGCUGGGAGAAAGCAAUCCACCCUCUGCAGUUUCUGAGAGCUUUUCUGCUGGAGGCUCUGAGACGGGAAAUGUGAGAUGUUAUCCAGAAGCAGGGCUCUGUGAGCACACUGAACCGAACGAUGCUUCUCUCUCAAGUAUGUAUGAACAUGAAAAUACAGAAGAUACAAGCAUCAGGAAAUCUCUUGAUGGCUUCUACGAAACAUAUUGCAAAAACGGGCCAGGCAGAGCUGAUCCCACCUGUGAGGCUGCGUCACGAUGUCUUUCACAGAAGGUUUCAGAGCUAGCAAACCGGGGUGGGACCAAAUACGCGCUGCGGUGCCUGCAAAUGGCCCAGGUGGUCUUGAACAGAGAUGGAUGUAAGAUCUUUCCAAACUAUCCCACUACGGCUUGUUUUUCAAAGCCAGCUGAGGGAGAAGUCUUGUUGGAGGAUACAAAGAGAACACCUGGACUCUCAGACGAUGUCCUGCAGUUCCUCUUGAAACAGACACGGACAGAACAUAGCCCCGACGUGCUGCAUGAGAAGUGAUCAAGAUGCUGGUUUGUUUGUCACCAGAGCUUGUCUUUUUACUGAGAAGAGGUGAUUUCCUGACACUGUUGCUCUUCACACCACCUUUGACAGCGCUUAUUCUACAGGAGGGGUUCAUCUGGAGCAGACCUCGGGGUAGCAUCGUAUGAGGAGCAUCUGUGGUCCCUGAUAGCUGAUCAGGAUGAGUGCCAGCUGGGUGAAGGGUGAUAGCAUCUGCAUCUGGAGCAUCAGACACGAGCAUUUCUACCUACCAGGCUUCUAAACUGGCCUAUCUCCCUGCCCCAGCUGAACAGAGGCCCAGCCCAAAUUUAGCCCCUGCACAGGCAUGGAAGUACAUCCACGUGCUGUUGAGUAUAACUGAAUGAGCUCGGCAUGGUACGCCCCAGGCCUGGGGAGGAAACUCAAGACUUGGUUCUGUACCUGACUGAUACUGUGAGGCCUCUGCCUCCUCGGGGUGGCUGAUAGCUGGCGGUGUUUACCUACAGACACACAGUCCCACAGAUCAUCGUUGCAGUGCGGGUGAGCAGCUUCAACAGGAAAAGUGAGAGAAAGAGGAAAUACAGCUACAGUGUAGGUUAUUUUUUGAUAGGAGGGGAUAAAAAAAAAUAAAAGCAAAGCUUUAUCACCUUAGAGAUUUUUCUAACACUUCAGAUGCACCAGCUGAGCAGAGUGGCUUUUUUUCCCUAUCUCUCUGAGCUGUUUUAAGAGCAACCUGAAAUAGAUCCCUAAGUAGGGGCUCUGCAGACGUGUUCAUAAGGAAGCUGCAGAACCGAUGCCAGCUGUGCUGGUAUCUGCCUGCUGUGAGAUGCAGAGUAUCUAGGAAAAGCAGAAAUUGCACCUCAGCAUGCCCAAGACCGUGGGUCACUUGGCUGUUCCUGCAGGGCUCUCUCCCUGCCCAUUAGCCCCUGCUGGUUUCUGCUGCCAUGGGGUAUGACCCUCGAGCUUUCACAGAGAGGAAGCCACUGUGCAGUGCUCGAGAGCACUCUGUUAUCUUGGUUGGCAUUGCACAAGACCUUGAGAUUCCUUUCCUGGUGCGCUGAUGGAUGAGGGAAAAUGUUCUGUACGAUGUUUGAACCACAGGGGCGGUUCCUGUCCUUUAGGGAUCAGCUGGCACUAGUUGCUUGCAGCAGGGAUUUGCUGCUUCCAACGCUGUCUGCUGCUGCUUAUACCCAGAACUUUCUUUCUCUGGUUUUAGUUGGCAAGAUCGCUGCUGGCUGCAGCAAGAGCUGGCCCAGCGCGCUGGUUUCCCAGCUGGGCUUGCAGUGACUCCAUCGUUUGCCCUGCUUGAAGAGGUGACUUGAAGGACUAAUUCCCAGCAGUUGGUUUUCGUCAGUGCCAUCUGGGGAGUUUACAGAGCUCUGGGUGUGAUGCAUCGCUACGGAUUUAGCAGGCCUCAUUCUUCUUUGCUUUGUGCUCGUGGAAACCGGGAUGAAUCCCAAGGAGAAGAACCUCAGGAAGGAUGUGGGUCUGGGCUCCCUUGCUGAAGGGUGCUGCUGUCACACAGGGCUGCAGUUCAGGCCCUCAGCCCCCUCUGCUCAGCACGUGGGAGCCCUUUGAAGCGGUCAGUCAGGAGCAAGCAGAGUUUCUGAUGCCCCUGGGGACUGGCUAUCAGUCACUAAAGCCACACUUCACCAUAUGCAAUUAUUCAUGUAAAUGUUCUGUUCUUGAGUGAUGUCUCAGGCUCCAAAAGAGACUUAGGUGGGAGAAGAUAGUUUUGUAGUAGUCUUUGUUGGGGUGGCCAAGCCCACUGCUUUGAUGUAGCUUUUGCUUUGCUUCUCAGCUUGCUUGGAGAGCUUGCAGAGCAAAGAAGCCUGCUGUAAAAAUUUUGUCUUCUCGAAACCGUUAUUGUCAGGCUCUCAUUAAAAUUUGGAAUAAAAAUUACUUUGUUUUAUGACAGUUUUUUGUGGUUUAGGUGCUUAAAGAAGCAGAGCUGAAUUUGUUGGGUAAAGUAGGCUGCAAAAUCCCAUUGAUUUUUAAUGGUAAUGAUGCAAGAUAAAUGUUUAGGGGAGUCUGACAGUCUUGCUAGACACCUAAUUGUGGUGUUAGGAGCCUAAACACAUUUCAGUUUAGAAUACCUGAUCAUUACUUCUGUGAAGUGAACGUCUCCAUAUCCGGAGAAACAAUGUUAGGAG